Centrocercus urophasianus (Greater sage-grouse) is the source of this 1837-nucleotide messenger RNA. It is a transcript of the gene NECAB2, whose product is annotated as N-terminal EF-hand calcium binding protein 2. NCBI's taxonomy places the organism in Eukaryota, Metazoa, Chordata, Aves, Galliformes, Phasianidae. The record is from RefSeq and is a predicted model, not a curated record. Gene Ontology annotation, biological process: regulation of amyloid precursor protein biosynthetic process. The transcript is spliced from 12 exons. Bases 1 to 1182 code for a protein of 393 amino acids. Gene Ontology annotation, molecular function: calcium ion binding. Gene Ontology annotation, cellular component: cytoplasm.
AUGUGCGAGCAGGCGGCGCGGUACUGCCGGGCCGGCGUGCACAGGCUGCUGCGGAAGCCAGCGCCGGCGCUGCGCGGGCUGGACGGGCUGCUGCGCUGGGUCGGGGCCAGGAUGAGCGACAAGGGCGUCGCCGACAGGGAGCUGCUCACCUCGGGAGCCUCCGCGCAGAGGAAGGGCACCUCCGUCAUCCUCGAUAUUUUUAGAAGAGCUGACAAAAAUGAUGAUGGGAAGCUGUCCCUGGAGGAGUUCCAGGCCUUUUUUUCCGAUGGGACGCUCAAUGAGGAGGAACUCGAGAAGCUGUUCCACACCAUCGACUCAGACAACACGAACAAUGUGGACACGAAGGAACUGUGUGACUAUUUUGCCGAUCACAUGGGAGACUACGAAGACGUCCUGGCUUCACUGGAGACUCUGAACCUCUCCAUCCUGAAGGCAAUGGACUACACCAAGCGCGUGUAUGAAAGCGGAAGCAAUGUGGACCAGUUUGUCACCCGCUUCCUGCUGAAGGAGACAGCCAACCAGACCCAGUCACUGCUGAGCUCGGUGGAGAGUGCUGUGGACGCCAUUGAUGAGCAGACCAACCCCUCCAGGCAGUGCCCUGGCCCAGCCGGCCUGGCGCUGACGGAGGCCUGGCAUGGCAGUCCUGUGCCCAGCUACGCAGCCCCCGGCCGCAUCGUUCCCCAGGGCCACGGGAAGAGCAGCCAGAGCGGUGCUCCCGAGCCCAGGCAGGACGGGCUGGAGGGGCAGAUCGGCAGGCUGGCCGCACUCAUUGGCAGGCUGGAGGACAAGACUCUCUGGUUUGACCUGCACCAGCGGCUUUCGGACAGCGAGAGCACAGCUUGCACGUACCUGCUCCUGGUGCGGGAUGAGAUGACGGUGUCACACAAGCACUUGGACGAGUUCUGCAGCUCCCUGAAGCAGUACCUGAAGAGCGUGGCUGGGGAGCGGGACUGCUUCCAUGUCACUGCAGUCAAGCUGCCCGACGGAGUCACCUUCAUCGUCUAUGAGUUUUGGGAGACCGAGGAGGACUGGAAGAGGCACCUGCAGAGUGCCACCUGCAAGGGCUUCCAGCAUGUCAAGGUGGAUGCGCUGAGCCAGCCUGAGACCAUCUCCACUGUGGCUGUGCCAGGUAGGACCCGGGGUGGGGGCACAAGCAACCUCUCGGCAGUGGGAGCACAGUGAGUGGUGGAGCUGAAGGGAUGUGUGCUGGGGUGACACUGGGUGACUCCAAGUGAUUUCCCCUGCAGCUGCCUGGUGCACCCUGAGCCAAGACUGACUGUGCAGGGACCUGGCUGCGCCCCCCACCCCCUGCCAGGCACUGUCCCCCGCAUUGUGUUGGCCAGAGGGCAGUGUGAUUGUCACCUGUCUGCAGCAGAGGAACUCCCCUUGUCCCCCAUCAGCAGCACCUCACCCUGAGCUGCCCCACUCCUGGGACAUCUCUCCCUACAUGGGGUUGGCUCUUUGUGGCCUGGGACGGGGUGGUGAUGAGGUGGAUAUGGUGGGAGCAGACCCCUCAGUAUGCAGGAGGUGUGUACUGGGGUCUCUGAUGGGUAGAUCCAGCAUAAGGGAGGGAAGAGGGAUGGAGAUCUGCAGGGCGCUUGGGGCCCCAGUGGGGUGGAGGUAGGUGCCUCGCAGGCCUGAGGGUGGCUGAUCCCCCAGUCCCAGGGUCUGUAAGUCUGUGUGUGCCUGUCUGUCUGUCUGUGCACACUCUGCCCCAUCCUGCCCAGCCCCAUGGGGGAAUGACAGGGCCUCACAAGGUGUCCUCCCCUCUAUCCAAGUGUUUAUUAACGAUAGAACAACGGAAUUGAUAAUAUUGAAUAAACCAUGAUGGGAGCCA